AUAAUCUGUCAUCUCGUAUCCAUUAGCGAGUAUAAAAGCGGCUCCUUUGUGGAGAACAGUCAAACAUUAAUUUCUCUUUACUUAAUUUGGAUCCAGAAGCAGAUAGCCUUAUUCAAAGCCAUGUCUGGAGUCAAAGGAGGUCACAAGGAUCAACCAAAAGAUGUUGGUUAUUAUGAGAAGCACCAUGAGGACACAAAGAAGGACAGCAGCACACCACAGCUAGAUCCAGUGGAACCUGUGGUACCUCAGCCAACUGCAUGCCAGCCAGCUAAGCAUCAACCAGCUGUGAGUCAGCCAGCUCAAACUCAGCCAGCUGUGAGUCAACCAUCCCAAACUCAGCCAGCAAAGAGCCAACAAUCUGUGAGCCAACUAACCCAAACUCAGCCAGCCAAGAGCCAACCAGCUGUGAGUCAACCAGCCCAAACUAAGGCAGCCAAGAGCCAACCAGCUGUAAGUCAACCAACCCAAGCUCAGCCAGCCAAAAGCCAAUCAACUGUGAGCCAACCAGCUGUGAGUCAACCUGCCCAAACGCAGCCAGCCAUCAGCCAGCCAGCUGUGAGCCAACCUGCUGUGAGCCAACCAGCCCAAACUCAGCCAGCCAAGAGCCAACCAGCUGUGAGUCAACCAAUCCAAGCUCAGCCAGCCAAGAGCCAACCAGCUGUGAGUCAACCAACCCAAGCUCAGCCAGCCAAGAGCCAACCAGCUGUGAGUCAACCAGCCCAAACUCAGCCAGCCAAGAGCCAACCAGCUGUGAGUCAACCAGCCCAAGCUCAGCCAGCCAAGAGCCAACCAGCUGUGAGUCAACCUGCCAAAACGCAGCCAGCCAAGAGCCAACCUGCUGUGAGUCAACCAGCCCAAUCUCAGCCAGCAAACAGUCAGCCAGCUGUGAGCCAACCAGCUGUGAGUCAACCAACCCAAGCUCAGCCAGCCAAGAGCCAACCAGCUGUGAGUCAACCAGCCCAAACUCAGCCAGCCAAGAGUCAACCAGCUGUGAGUCAUCCAACCCAAGCUCAGCCAGCCAAGAGCCAAUCAACUGUGAGCCAACCAGCUGUGAGUCAACCUGCCCAAACGCAGCCAGCCAAGAGCCAACCAGCCCAAGCUCAGCCAGCAAACAGCCAGCCAGCUGUGAGCCAACCAGCUGUGAGUCAACCAACCCAAGCUCAGCCAGCUGUGAACCAACCAGUCCAAGCUCAGGCAGCCAAGAGCCAACCAGCUGUAAAUCUACCAACCCAAGCUCAGCCAGCCAAAGGCCAAUCAACUGUGAGCCAACCAUCUGUGAGUCAACCUGCCCAAACACAGCCAGCCAUCAGCCAGCCAGCUGUGAGCCAACCAGCUGUGAGUCAACAAGCCCAAGCUCAGCCAGCAAACAGCCAGCCAGCUGUGAGCUUACCAGCUGUGAGUCAACCAGCCCAAACUCAGCCAGCCAAGAGCCAACCAGCUGUGAGUCAACAAACCCAAGCUCAGCCAGCCAAAAGCCAAUCAACUGUGAGCCAAUCCACUGUAAGUCAACCAGCCCAAACGCAACCAGCCAAUAUUCAACCAGCUGUGAGCCAACCAGCUGUAAGUCAACCAACCCAAACUCAACCAGCCAAUAGCCAGCCAGCUGUGAGCCAACCAGCCCAAGCUCAACCAGCCAAGAGCCAAUCAACUGUGAGCCAAGCAGCUCAAACACAGCCAGCCCAAGCUCAGCCAGCCAAGAGCCAACCAACUGUGAGCCAACUAGCCCAAACUCAGCCAGCCAAGAGCCAGCCAGCCAGUCUUGUAUAG
This is a messenger RNA of Pelobates fuscus (common spadefoot toad), 1767 nucleotides long. Its product is annotated as spermidine/spermine N(1)-acetyltransferase-like protein 1. Lineage: Eukaryota; Metazoa; Chordata; Amphibia; Anura; Pelobatidae. Bases 121 to 1767 code for a protein of 548 amino acids. The transcript is spliced from 2 exons. The record is from RefSeq and is a predicted model, not a curated record.